UUUACCUUAUUAUAAUGUAAAUUAUUAUAAACAAAAUCUGCAUUGAUUUGCUAGCAGAAUGGCGGAAAUUAACAACCAUUCCACUCAAGAAGAGCAGCACCACAAUGAACUGAAUGAGGUGAAGAGAAGUCUGGAAGGUUGGAGAGAAGUCCUUCUUCCACUAAAUGGUCUCUUGAAUUGGGAAAAAACCUAUCAUCCAGCCAUAAUUAUUGGAUUAAACACAUUUAUAUUCAUGUUGAUAUGGUACUUUGAGCCCUCAGUCCUUACCACUUUUGCCCUGCUGGGUUUGGCUGUGAGUCUCAUCGACUUCCUUGUGCCUAUGAUUGGUCCAAACUUUUUCGCAUCGAAAUGGACCGGUCGCCAGGAACAUCAGUACGAGGAGAUCUGUAAGCGAAUCAUGCAUUUUAAGUAUCAUUCAAGUAAUCUGAUGGAUUCUAUGGUUUCCCUGAAGACAGAAAGGCCCAAAACAUAUUUCCUCAUUGUGAUGGGAGCACUGGUGUCUAUGGCUUGGAUGGGCAGUAGAAUGGACAAUCUCUUACUUACCUAUUUCCUACUCACCAUUCUGAUGUUGGUGCCAGGUAUCCGACGCCACGGCGUCCUGCAGAAGUACUUCUCGCGCGUGUUUGGUGUUGUCACAUCACUUGUGAGAGGAAAAGCCAAGAAGUUCAAGUCGAGUUAGACUGCUGGGUGGUCGUCGUCACCGCCCCCUUUCGUCCAAUCUAACCCACUCAGUACAUUGCCAGCUUAACAGUAGGACGGUCGUCUUUGAGUAAUCUUCGAGGAUCAGUGACCCCUGUUUACACUGCGUCUUUAUAUAUGUAAAGGAGAUUUGCUUUUCUUUUUUCUUUUUUCUUUAUUUAAGUUUACAUUUUGUUUGAAACUGUGAAAGCUAGAAAAGUGCUUUUGGGUCAAGAGGGGAUCAAGAGGAGUAAACAUUGUUUUUAUAGGAAAAAAGAAAAAAAAUGAAAACCUUGAUGGGUUUGAUAAUAUCAAUCUGAAUCCAAACCUAAUUUCAGUUAGGGCUGUUCCAAAAUUAAUGGUAUGGGAGGGGUGGGGUGG
This is a messenger RNA of Mizuhopecten yessoensis (Yesso scallop), 1059 nucleotides long. Its product is annotated as ADP-ribosylation factor-like protein 6-interacting protein 1. The record is from RefSeq and is a predicted model, not a curated record. The transcript is spliced from 6 exons. Bases 59 to 679 code for a protein of 206 amino acids. NCBI's taxonomy places the organism in Eukaryota, Metazoa, Mollusca, Bivalvia, Pectinida, Pectinidae.